AUGAACUCCCUCCGCCUGGAGGCUGACGAAGCUGCCGCAAAGGUGGAAGAGCUUCAGGCCAAGGUCAAGACUCUUGAGCAAGAGAACCUAUCCAAGGAGCAGGAGAUCACGUCACUGCAGCACAAGAACAACCUGCUAGAAGGCGAGGUGGAGAAGCUCGAAUCGGCCACCAAGGAUUUCAAGAAGGCCGCUGACGAGGGUCAACAACACGGCACUCAGAACGAGACCCUCCAGCGGCGACUCCAGCUGCUCGAGGAGGAGGCCGAGGAUGCCGACAAGACUUUGCGGGAAGCUAACGAGAAACUCCGACAGACCGAUGUCAAGGCUGGACACUUCGAGCGCAAGGUGCAAGCCCUAGAGCAAGAACGCGAUCAAUGGGAGCAAAAGUACGAAGAGAUGGCGAAGAAACACUCGACUUUGCAGAAGGAGCUGGAGGAGCUUCAGAACGAAAUUGGCAACAUUUAA
Molecule: messenger RNA, 465 nt
Organism: Pochonia chlamydosporia 170
Lineage: Eukaryota; Fungi; Ascomycota; Sordariomycetes; Hypocreales; Clavicipitaceae
Product: actin lateral binding protein
Exons: 2
Coding region: 1-465 (154 amino acids)
Source: RefSeq, a predicted model, not a curated record